Gymnogyps californianus (California condor) is the source of this 924-nucleotide messenger RNA. RefSeq names its product complement C1q B chain (gene C1QB). Bases 55 to 789 code for a protein of 244 amino acids. The record is from RefSeq and is a predicted model, not a curated record. The transcript has 3 exons. Gene Ontology annotation, molecular function: protein binding. NCBI's taxonomy places the organism in Eukaryota, Metazoa, Chordata, Aves, Accipitriformes, Cathartidae.
AGGACACUGGUGUGUCCUGCUCCAUCUCCCCAUCUGUGCAACGAGAAGCCCAAGAUGCAGACCGUGUGGGCGACGCUGAUCUGCCUGGCUGGAGGGCAGCUUGCAAGUGCCACACUCUGCAAGACCUACGGCACCAUCCCAGGCAUCCCAGGGUCACCAGGACAACCUGGCAGCAACGGCAGAGAUGGGCAGAAUGGCAUAAAGGGCGAGCAAGGUCCCCCUGGCCAGGUGGAGUAUGAAGGAGACAUGGGGGAGAAGGGAGACCCAGGAGUGCCGGGGUACCCUGGGAAGAUCGGCCCCAAGGGCCCCCCGGGUUCAAAGGGAAUACCAGGUCCCAUGGGACUCCCCGGCCCUCAGGGAGACUCCGGUGACUACAAGACCACCCUCAAGUCCGCCUUCUCCGCUGCCAGGACUGUCGCCUCCUACCCACGCCGGGACCAGCCCAUCCGCUUCGACCGCAUCAUCACCAACGAGAAGGGCCACUACGAGAACCGGUAUGGCCGCUUCACCUGCCGGGUCCCGGGCAUCUACUACUUCACCUACCACGUCACCUCCAGGGGCAACCUGUGCCUCAACGUGAAAAAGGGCCGGGGUGGAAGCAGGGGCGAGAAGGUGGUGACCUUCUGCGACUACGUGCAGAGCAGCUACCAGGUCACCACGGGUGGCGUGGUCCUCAAGAUGGCAGCGAACGAGUCCGUCUGGCUGGAGCCAACGGAGAAGAACGCCCUGGUGGGGAUCGAAGGGUCCGACAGCAUCUUCUCCGGCUUCCUCAUCUUCCCUGAGGUUUAACCCACUGCAGGUGUCUCUCUGCAGCCCUCUCCUGCUGCUGGCUGGCCCCCGCAGGGCUGAGGACUCCCCUGGAAAUAACUCUUCAUUCCAGAUUUGGUGCCUUAAGCGCAUUGCUGCUGGUCUUGCACAUUAAAU